UUGCAGGGUAUCUCGUGAAAAAAAAAAAAAAGGCUCACAAGCCAAGAAAGCUUAUAGCUUUGCAACCAUUUCACCACCUUCAGUUACAUUCAAUCACACAUUUGCUAAAUCUUCCAUUGAAUCUAGACACCUUUACUUCCCCUUCUUCAUCUGCAAAAAAAGAAGAGAAAGCUAAGGAGCUUCAAUGGAUUCAUGUUGUGUAGCUUUUAAACCCAAUUCUCCUUUAUUGAAUACAAGAAAUGGCUAUGGCUAUGGCAAUGGAGAUAUUAAAAAUACAUUUUUAGGGGAAAGAACAAGAGGGAGUGUUUGGUUCAAUCAGCUCUCAAACACAUUGAGAGGUGAUGAUAAGAAGGAAAAUAAGAUCAAAUCUGGUGUUUUUGCUGUUCUUACAUCAAAUACACCAAGGGAAGCUGUGACAUUGAAACCACGUCGGUUUGAAAGACCAAGAGUUGACCCCAAAAAUGUAGCUUCUAUCAUAUUAGGAGGUGGUGCAGGGACUCAUCUUUUUCCACUUACUAAAAGGGCUGCUACACCUGCUGUUCCGGUCGGAGGAUGUUAUAAGCUGAUUGAUAUUCCAAUGAGUAAUUGUAUCAAUAGUGGGAUCAACAAGAUUUUUGUUUUGACUCAGUUCAAUUCAGCAUCCCUUAAUCGUCACCUUGCUCGUACAUAUUACGGCAAUGGCAUCAGUUUUGGAGAUGGUUUUGUCGAGGUUCUGGCGGCGACUCAAACAUCGGGAGAAGCAGGGAAGAAAUGGUUCCAAGGAACCGCAGAUGCUGUGAGACAAUUCAUUUGGUUAUUUGAGGAUGCAAAGAAUAGGGAUAUCGAGAAUAUACUGAUCUUGUGCGGUGAUCAUCUUUAUCGAAUGGAUUAUAUGGAGUUUCUACAGAGUCACGUUGACAAUAAUGCUGAUAUUACAAUCUCGUGUGUGCCAGUGGACAACAGCCGUGCAUCGGAUUAUGGACUGGUGAAGAUGGAUGGAAGGGGUCGUAUUGUCCAGUUUGCUGAAAAACCAAAGGGUGCUGAUUUGAAAGCAAUGCAAACUGAUACCACGCUUCUCGGGUUGUCUCCCCAAGAAGCUAUGAGAUCACCUUACAUUGCAUCGAUGGGAGUUUACGUAUUUAGGACAGAUGUGUUAUUAAAGCUUCUAAGAUGGAGAUAUCCGGCUUCAAACGACUUCGGGUCCGAAAUCAUUCCUGCUGCUGUCAUGGAGCAUGAUGUCCAGGCAUAUAUUUUCAAAGACUACUGGGAAGAUAUCGGAACGAUUAGAUCAUUUUAUGAAGCCAAUUUGGCCCUCACUGAAGAGUUUCCGAAAUUCGAGUUUUAUGACCCAAAGACACCUUUCUAUACAUCUCCGCGUUACUUACCACCAACCAAAAUUGACAAAUGCAGGAUUAAAGAUGCAAUAAUCUCCCAUGGAUGCUUCUUACGAGAAUGCAGUGUCCAACACUCGAUAGUCGGUGAACGCUCGCGUUUGGACUAUGGUGUUGAGCUUCAGGACACGGUAAUGUUGGGAGCAGACUAUUACCAAACUGAACCCGAAAUUGCUUCUCUAUUGGCAGAGGGUAAGGUCCCGAUCGGAAUUGGACGCAAUAGUAAAAUCAGGAACUGCAUUAUUGACAAGAAUGCUAAGAUUGGAAAAGAUGUGGUCAUUGUGAACAAAGAUGGUGUUGAAGAAGCAGAUAGACCAGAAGAAGGAUUUUACAUAAGGUCAGGUUUAACCAUCAUAAUGGAGAAGGCAACCAUAGCAGACGGCACAGUUAUAUAAAAAUGGGGGACCUUAAAAAUGACAUCCAUGGGGGCAGCUUUGAAGAUCGGAAUUCGAGUUGCGAAAAAAGCAACCGAUGAAGAUUGAAUUCGAGUCUGAAUGUUGGAUAUGGCGGCAUGCUUUACAUGCAGCAUUUGCCUUUGAAGAAAAGGAAAUGAAAGCUGCAACUUAUUAUGUAAAUUACAAGUUCUUUUAUGUAGUGUAAAAUAUGGUUCUCAUAGAAAUAAGUUCAAGACAAUAAGAUGGCUAGCGCUUUAGCAGCCCUUGUUCCCUUUUUAUUAGUAGAGUAAUAAUAUAUCUUUUGAGAGACUAAAA
Messenger RNA from Gossypium arboreum, 2080 nucleotides. Its product is annotated as glucose-1-phosphate adenylyltransferase large subunit 1-like. The coding region runs from base 185 to 1765 and encodes 526 amino acids. The transcript has 15 exons. The record is from RefSeq and is a predicted model, not a curated record. Gene Ontology annotation, molecular function: glucose-1-phosphate adenylyltransferase activity. NCBI's taxonomy places the organism in Eukaryota, Viridiplantae, Streptophyta, Magnoliopsida, Malvales, Malvaceae. Gene Ontology annotation, biological process: glycogen biosynthetic process.